Molecule: messenger RNA, 909 nt
Organism: Sphenostylis stenocarpa
Lineage: Eukaryota; Viridiplantae; Streptophyta; Magnoliopsida; Fabales; Fabaceae
Source: the annotation of a GenBank genome assembly
AUGAACACUCUCUCUGAAACAUCCGACAAAACUAUCCCAGAUGCCUCCGACUACAAAGGCCAUCCAGCCCAGAAGUCUAAAACUGGUGGUUGGGUUUCUGCCGCCAUGAUUUUAGGAGUGGAAGCAAGUGAGAGGUUAACGACAAUGGGUGUUGCCGUAAAUUUGGUGACAUAUUUGACGGGUACGAUGCAUUUGGGCAGUGCUAACUCUGCCAACAUAGUCACCAACUUCAUGGGAACCUCUUUCAUGCUCUGUUUGUUCGGUGGUUUUGUAGCUGACACUUUUAUCGGCAGAUAUCUCACUAUUGCCAUCUUCGCAACCGUUCAAGCAACUGGUGUUGCAAUAUUGACAAUAUCAACCAUAAUCCCAAGCCUGCAUCCUCCAAAAUGUGUAAGAUCUGCUAUGAGAACUUGCGAGCCUGCAAGCGGCAUGCAGCUAUUGGUGCUCUACCUAGCUCUGUACAUCACAGCCCUUGGCAUUGGUGGCUUGAAAUCCAGCGUGUCAGGGUUUGGCUCGGAUCAGUUCGAUGAAUCAGAUAAAGGGGAGAAAAAUCAGAUGAUAAAAUUCUUCAACUGGUUCGUGUUCUUCAUAAGCCUGGGGACUCUGACAGCAGUGACAGUUCUUGUGUACAUUCAGGAUCACGUUGGGAGGUAUUGGGGUUAUGGGAUAAGUGUGUGCGCCAUCCUGGUGGCACUUCUGGUGUUCUUGUCUGGGACAAGGAGGUACCGGUACAAGAAACUGGUGGGGAGUCCCCUGACGCAGAUUGCGAUGGUGUUUGUGGCGGCUUGGAGGAAGAGGCACUUGGAAUUGCCCUCUGAUGCGUCCUUGUUGUUCAACUUGGAUGACGUCGCCGAUGAAACUCUGAGAAAGCACAAGCAGAUGUUGCCCCUUAGCGAACAGUUCCGGUAA